AGAAGAUGGGCUGUUUGCUGCCCUGCAGAGAUCCGGUGAGUUUGCAGACCUUUUCAAGCUCAGCCGGAGGGGCCUGGCUCCUUGUCUUACAAUUAGGAUGAUGUCAGGAAUCUAUCGGGGAUGGAGGACUUGACAGGCUCCUAGGGGUCUAAAAGUAGAGAGAGGAACAGAAGAACGAAUUUUCUUCAGGUGAUUUUCACUGGCUGAUUUCUUCCAUACUGGCACAUUACCUGAAUGCAGUUAUGUUAUACAAUGGAGAGGCCAGCCUUGGAAAUUAACCUGCCCGAUACUCAUGAAGAAGGAAAACUUUAUGUAGUUGAUUCCUUAAACAACCUAAACAAACUAAACGUUUGUCCAGAGGGAUCCCAAGAUGUGCUAGAUGAGGAAGAGAACACUGGUGGUACUGGAGAAAACACGUCAGGAAGCAACAUAAGAAACCAGUGUUUGUUCUUCGUCACCUUUAUUCUUACUUUGAUCAUCAGUUUGGCACUUGUUUCAUUCGUAAUAUUCUUAAUAAUUCAAACUAGAAACAAGAUGGACCAAAUAUCAAGCAGACUGAUAGCUGAAAAGAAGAACAUAGAAGAGCUUAAGAAAAUGAACAAUAUGAUAUUAAAGCAUCUAAAUCAAUCAGGAAUUAAGGAAAAGGGGAGAUACCUCUUCACACAGUCUCCUGAUCUUCAUGAUUACCGCUUUACCCAUGAUGAGCUGGAAGUCCCUGGAGAAUAGACCUUUGGAAUGAAAUUCAGCGUAUUCAUGUACUCAGAUAUUUUAACAUAUGGCACACAGGCUACUUAAACAUUCUGAUAUGGUCACAGGGGCACUGAAAAAGACAGCUGAAUGAAAAAUAUUAGAAAAUAAUAUUUUAUCCUGUUUUAUGUGAAUAUAGAUUUUGAAAACUAAGACCAUAUGAUUUACAAUAAAUAAUGGAUUGUCAACAAUUUUGAGCAAGAGUUCCAGAUUCUCUGUGCACUGCAAAUUGCAGGGCUAAGGGCUUAGUUUUAAUUUAAAUGUAAGUGAAUGAUCACAGAAAAUAGUGAUUUCUAUUCACAUGAUUCCAGCAUGACCUUGUUCACUUAGUCAUUCUCCUGUUUCUUUGGAACAAGUUCUGUGUUUGCUUCUAUAUUAUUUGUAUUUAAGGAUAACUUCAGGUUCCAUAACUUAUAAAUACAUCCAAUUCUGCUACAGAAUUUGGUGAUUUUCCUUUCCGUGCAUCUAAAUAGCUUGACUUACUACUCCUUUUGUGAAAAAACAAACUUGAAUAAAAACAAAC
Grus americana (Whooping crane) is the source of this 1270-nucleotide messenger RNA. RefSeq names its product leucine rich single-pass membrane protein 1 (gene LSMEM1). Lineage: Eukaryota; Metazoa; Chordata; Aves; Gruiformes; Gruidae. The record is from RefSeq and is a predicted model, not a curated record. The transcript is spliced from 5 exons. Bases 235 to 726 code for a protein of 163 amino acids.